AUGGAGUACAUGGGAAGCAAUAUAACAUACAACAAAGACAUAUACAGUGAGUUUAAGUACUACUGUGAACAGCAUGAGAUUGAAGUAAUGAGUAAAGGAGACUUUGAAACGCUUAUGAAAGACAGUAAGGAGGUCGUUCAUGAGAACAGUGUUGAAAUAGUUCAUGAGAACAGUGAGGAGGUCAUACAUGAAUGCAAUGAUGAAAUAGUUCACGAUGUCGUUCGUGAAGAAGCCAUUGCAACAAAGAAUGUUAUAAAGGAUUUCAUAGAACUUAACAAGGAGGAGUUUAAAGAAGGCUAUGAGGUGAAAAGAUGUGAAGAAGAUUUCUUGGCGUAUUUGAAGAAAAAGAGACUAAAGCCAAUGGCUCAAAAUAAGUUUCAAUCGAUGUUUGAAAAGAAACGUUUGAGCUAUGGUGGUGUAAGAAGCACAUAUUACUUUGUUAAGAAGUGA
Molecule: messenger RNA, 450 nt
Organism: Trichomonas vaginalis G3
Lineage: Eukaryota; Parabasalia; Trichomonadida; Trichomonadidae
Exons: 1
Coding region: 1-450 (149 amino acids)
Source: RefSeq, a predicted model, not a curated record